CAGUUACUUUAGUAAUUUACGGCCGUAUCUUUCUUUGUUGUCGAUCGUAUAAUUUACUAUCGUAUUAACAUUUGUUGGGUUAAAUUAAUUGAUCAGUUUAUAAGUUUAAUUGGUGAUUGACGUUAGCUGUUUUAACGUUAAAUUCAUUGUGAAGAGGUGGUAAAACGUAAUAUGCUCGGGUAACUUAUUUCAACACAUACAUACACACACGUACUUUACCAUUACCACUGGGGCAUCGGUUUUCAGUUUAUUAUUUAACAUUAAACAACGCUCUGCCGAGUAUUUAUCGAUAUUUAUUGGAUUUAUGGUGUGAUAAUUAAUUAUUUAUUCAUUAUAUCUGGGUGUUAUCUAUGUGGGAGUUAUGAGUACUCGAACAGGGACUAUUUAAUAGGAUUUUACUUGUGAUUAGGUUAAGUUACUUGUGUUAAUAGAUCAAUCUUGGUUGUGCUUGUGAUGGAUUUACCUGGAUAACACCUGGUGCUGUUGAAUUUUAGCUCACGAACAAGAUCGUUCACCUUCAGGAUAAAGUCAAUUAUUGGGAAGAUAUUUUCAUCCUUGGAGUUCUUUUGUUUUGAUGGAUGAGAUUGUGGUUGUCUGGCUGAUUGGAGCGAUUUUAUUUAACUGACGGAAUUUCGGAGUGUCUGCGAAAUGUCCCCAUCUGCAUUCAUAACGGUCACAACUGUUCUAUAGAUUAAUGCUGCUGCUCAAUUGGAGCUAGGUCCGAGCAGACCUAGCAUGGGCCACUAUGAAUCCAUCCGCUGUCAGCAAGUCAAGCACUCGCGGCUCUGGAUAUCAUCAGAAGGCACUAGCUGAAAUAAGAAAUUCCCUGUUACCAUUUGCCAACAGUGGUGGCACAGGUGAAGUUGGAUCCAGUGCAGCCAGUACAAUAUCAACCCUCUCGACAACCAGUGGUGUAUCAUCAGCAUCUGGUCUGAGUGGAUUAUCAGGUGCUUCAGGCUCAAUAACUGACAAACCCGAGCAACGUCAGGCAAUUGCCCAGCUUCUGGCCAUGGGUUAUCCCGAGGAGAUAGGCCUGAGGGCCCUCAAGAUGGCAGGAUGGCGUCUCGAUGCUGCAAUUGAAUUUCUCAAACAGGCCCAAGGAGAGUCCCUCAAUGGCCUGGGUAAACUAAACUCAAAAUUAAUUCGUAAGCCCAGUCUAGAGCGUGAACUCUCCCUGCAACGGGGCUCUCCAGCACUCGACUCUGGAGCUGGUAGCUCUCGAUCAGACAGCCCGAGAUUGACAGAGCUCAGUCCCCAUCCACAACUCAGUCGACAGUACUCGCCAAACAGUUUUGUUGAGCGUGAACCACCACCACCACCUCCGCCUCGUUGCUCAUCUACUCCACCACCUCCUCCGCCCCCUCAUGCACCAUAUAGCCAGCCAAAUGUGCCCACGAAUAUGCAGCAGAUGCUCAAGAGGAUGUCCCCAGCACCAGUGGUGCCCAGCAGAGCCCCUCCAACCACUUCAACCUCAACGAACUCGUCGUCUGGAAAUCCUCCGCAGAGAGGCACCAGUCCAGUGGCCACUUCUACCAGUACCUCAAACGGUAGACAACCCAUGAUAGUUCAGAAUGGUCCUCAGGUGCAGCAGCAGCUCUCACAGCAGAUGCAAGCACUAAGUAUGUACCAGUCGAACAGCAGUAGCUCAAGUACACAGGUCGAGCCACCACCGCCCUAUCCAAUUGUUCCAUCGUCAUCGUCAGGGACUGUCCAGCCACCAUCGUACAGUGCAUCGAUGCAGAAUCGUCAGAGCCCGACGCAAUCACAGCAGGAUUACAGGAAGAGCCCUUCUUCUGGAAUUUACUCGGGGCCAACGUCAGCUGGUUCACCCUCACCCAUAACUGUGUCGACAGUGCCACCCAGCACACAGGGCUCUAUGGCCAGACCAACACCCCUCCAGGCUUGGGGAGCUAGACAAGCCAAGACACAGCCUCCCAUCAUCAUGCAGUCGGUUAAAAGUACUCAGGUGCAAAAACCUGUGCUACAAACUGCUAUUGCACCGACCUCACCCCAACCAAUUUCUACGAGCAGUACUCCACCACCACCACCUCCAUCUUAUGCAUCCUCUAUUCAGCAGAAACAGCAGCAGCAGCAGCAGCAACAACAGGGGCAUCAGCAGCAGCAGUCCCAGACUCAGCCUGUACCCCAGUCCCAAUCCCAGUCUCAACCUCAAACCCAGAAUCAAUCACAAUCCCAAUCUCAAGUUCAGUCUCAACAAGGCCAACAACAAAUCCAACAAGUCCAGCAGAGUCAACCCUCACCUCAGCCCCAGCCUCCACCACCUGCAUAUCCUCCAGUAAACAACAACAACACGAAUAAUCAGAGUCUCGGAGUACCUGUCCCCACGACAGAGCCCCCAAGUUAUGCCACAACGAUGCAAGCACUGGCUGCCCAACGUAGCAUGCACCAUCCUUUGCCACCUCCACCCUAUGGCACCCCAACCGAAGAUAUUUCUAAUGUCGAAGGGGCUAAUGCACCGAGAUCAUCACCAGUGGCUCAUCAUCCUCCACUCCAGAGAAAGUACUCGCCAGUGGAGAGCUGUCAGCAACACCCAGAGCAGUCACCCCCAUUACCACCGACAGCCUCAUCCUCAGUGGCCAAUAGAAAUCCUGGAAAUCAUCCCGCAUCCUCUGAGAGCGGUGCCAAGGGUCCCUACAAAAUAAAACACCAGUCACCCAUCCCCGAGAGAAAACACAUGAGCAAGGAGAAGGAGGAAGAGAGACGAGACUGCAAAGUCAGGAAUUAUUCUCCCCAGGCUUUUAAAUUUUUCAUGGAGCAGCACGUUGAGAACGUCCUCAAGUCCCACAAGCAGAGGCUCUACAGGAGGCUCCAGCUGGAGACAGAAAUGGCCAAGAUCGGAUUGAGUGCUGAGGCACAAUGUCAAAUGAGAAAAAUGCUCUCCCAGAAGGAGUCCAAUUACAUCAGACUCAAAAGAGCAAAAAUGGAUAAAACCAUGUUCACCAAGAUCAAGGUCAUUGGGGUUGGGGCCUUUGGAGAGGUGACACUCGUCAGGAAGUUGGACACUAAAAAUCAGUUCUAUGCAAUGAAGACACUCAGGAAGGCUGACGUAUUGAAUCGAAAUCAAGUGGCACAUGUUAAAGCUGAACGUGAUAUUCUCGCUGAGGCUGAUAAUGAAUGGGUUGUCAAGCUCUACUACUCGUUUCAGGACAAGGAUAAUCUUUAUUUUGUCAUGGAUUAUAUUCCUGGGGGUGAUCUGAUGUCGUUGCUCAUCAAGUUCAUGAUAUUCAAUGAACCACUGGCGAGGUUUUACAUUGCUGAGCUCACAUGUGCUGUGGAGAGUGUUCACAAGAUGGGAUUCAUUCACAGGGACAUUAAACCUGAUAAUAUUCUUAUUGAUCGAGAUGGACAUAUCAAACUCACGGAUUUUGGACUCUGCACGGGAUUCAGAUGGACACACAAUUCCAAGUAUUACCAGCAGAAUGGGCACAAUAAGCAGGAUUCGAUGGACCCAGCUGACGACUGGAACAAUGAGUGCCGUUGCAUUCAGCUGAAGCCCCUGGAAAGAAGAAGAUACAGAGAGCAUCAGAGGUGUCUUGCUCACUCCCUUGUAGGGACACCGAAUUACAUUGCACCAGAGGUUUUACUGCGAACUGGUUACACCCAACUGUGCGAUUGGUGGAGUGUUGGGGUGAUCCUGUACGAGAUGCUCGUAGGAUCGCCUCCAUUCUACGCAAAUACACCGGCUGAAACUCAGUAUAAGGUGAUCAAUUGGGAGACAACUCUCCACAUACCGAAGCAGGCGAAUUUAUCUCCAGACAGUAUGGAUUUAAUUCUGAAAUUGUGCACGAAUGCUGACAGACGAUUGGGGAAAAAUGCCGACGAAGUCAAGAGCCAUCCAUUCUUCGGCAGCAUAGACUUCGACAAAGGUUUACGUCGACAAGUUGCUCCGUAUAUACCUCGCAUUCAAGAUCCAACCGAUACCAGCAAUUUUGAUCCAGUGGAUCCUGAUAAGUUGAGAAAUUCCGAGGCCUCUGACUCGGACAAAUCCGGUGAAUUACUCGAUAACGGAAAACCCUUCCACGGAUUCUUUGAAUUCACCUUUCGACGAUUUUUCGAUGACGGCGGAGGUCCAGCUUAUCCUAGUCGAAUUAGUCUUGACGAUAAUGACAAUCAGGGACCGGUCUAUGUAUGACAUUAGGCCACGUCCAGGCAAUGCCAUUACAAGUUCGUAAAUAUCACCGCUUUCAAUCCUUCAUUAUUUUCCAUUCUUUUAAUAUUCUUUCCUCUCGUGCAUCUUAUUUAUCGUUUCAUUGGGAAGAAAGAGUCAGUUUCGCGGAUAAUUAUGGUUUUUUUUUUUUUUUGGUGUAAUGGCAGUGUCUUAUGCACUGUUGAAAAUAUUUUCGGGAGUUGUUCUCCUCCAAUUUUUACAACAGUGCAGGAGUUCGAAUUCAGUAGCUGUGGGGAUAUCAAUACGAUGAAUAUGGGAAUGCGAAAAAAUAAGAAACCGUGGGGUUUCGUGUGUUUCAGCGAGUACUGUGAUAUUGCCAAUAAUUAGAAUAAUGUGGCUUACAAAAGAAGAAAGAAAAAUGAAGAAAAAAAAAGUCCCGGUUCGUUGUUUGAAUCAUCUUUUCCUUUAGUAUCAAACGAAGAAAGUCUAAUCACUUGCUGACUGAUCGAUUUAUUUUCGAAUCGAGUGAGCAGUCAAUCGUUCUUUGUAUAGAAAUUCUCUCUCAUCGAUUGUAUUAUUAUUACAAUCUUAAGCGAACGGAUGUAAUGUGUUCAGGCAAAAUGCGACGUAUUUUUCCCCUGAAAUACGAAAGACGUCACUUUAUCCCUUCAAUAAUCUAAGCAACAUUUAUCAGUUUAUCAUGUAUACAUUCGCUGCCUCCCUCCCCUCUUUGUGUCUCUCUCUGUUUCUCUCUCUUUUUUCUUCAAUUACUUAUUGUAGAAUUAAGUAUUCUGUCCUCUAGGGCGUGCCAAGGCUGCAAUUCGAUAAAAACAAACGCGAUAGAAAAAAAUAUAUAUAUUAAAUAAAUUAUUUUUCAUUAGGUAGCGUGGAAAAAAGUACUAGAGCUUCGCGAAAAAUUGGAGUUCGUUCGGUAACGAAAUAAUAUAAAAUAUCAACAAUUUUUCUUCGAUAUGUACAAAUGUGAGAUUCAAUUGAAAAAUAACGAAUUGAUACGGUCGCCUUUGAUCGAAGUGCCUUUAAUAUUUCGAAAGUCUUUACAAGGGAAAGAUAAUAAGCAGUAGAGAAAUUUACCAAGUGAAUAAUUCGAUUGAAAUUUCGGUUUUUUUUCCGCUACGUUGUCUUCUCUCGUAGAGGUCCUCAAGAUCCUUUCCUACAAAAAUAUCUAAAAAUUGGACAAUCGAUUCGUUUAAUAGCGAUUUACCGAGUGAUAAAGUGAGAUCAAUCGAAUGAAAUUUUACAUAAUUAUUGAUUUAUCUCGGAAACUCUUGAAGGAUUUUUUAGGUCCGAAAUGUAAGUCAAUGAGAUAAAUCGACAUUAAAAAAAAUAUUCGAAUUACUCUAGCACUUGGCAACUGAUACAUCGCGUGAAAUCUAUCUAACCGAGGUAGUUUAUCGAAGACUAAUUUCAAUGUAUGUACUAUGUACAGAGUUUAUGAUCCAACGGUAUGUCUGAGUGUGUAUGCUGUGUAUAUUAAGCGCUUGAAAAACCGGUGCGUGAGAAGGUGAUGGAAAUUGUGCCUUAACAAUAUAUAUAUAUAUUUUUAUCGUUUAUUCUGUCCAUCUUCUCAUGCAAUGCGAUGAAAAUUCGAGGAAUCGAGUCUCACGAGUCAGCAAUAUCUUUCUCACCGACGAUACUUGAGAAAAGAAAAAAAAAAGCCUAUCGUUAAUGCUCAUUAUUUUUCAUGCGAUUUUUUAAUGUAAAUUUUUACAAAAUUCAGGGUCUCUGAAUGAACUCGAUGACUGAAAAUCGAGUGUGGUUAUCCUUUUUUUAAUCUUCUAUUUAAUUGCUUUAAGAUGAUUAUCAAUAAUCAGUCGUCAUUAUAGCUAUCAUCAUUAUGUUUUUUUAUUUUUAGUAAUAUUAUUACUAGGAGAAUAUUAUUAUUUUGUUUUUUUUUUCAUUGAUCAAUGCGUACCAAAGGACUCUGCAAUGAUCGAAUGUGCAUUUUUAUUUUGGUGUUGAGGGGCAUAGGGGAUACUAGAACAAAUCUAAUGAGUAGUUGCAUUAUAAAUGAUUAAUUCGAAGAAAUAUUCUUUUUUACUCCAAUCGAUUACGAAUGAAUCAUUGAUAUCUUUUGUUUAUCUAGUCCAGAGAAAAAAAAACCUUAUGGAACAAAUAUAUAUGGGAUCAUUCGCCCUCGGGGUGACCUUAUCGAAAUAACUAUCGAGUAAAUUAUGAUGGGUAAAUUAUUAAUGGGGGAGCGAAGCAAUCCGUAUACCUCUUCAACACCUCAAUUAAGAUAUCAUCCGUUUCACACUUUCGCAAACUCAAUUCAGUGAUAAAUCAGCAAAUAUUUUCACUGAAUGACGUAAUCAUUAUUUUCCCCGUAGAACGUACAAGAGAAAUAAACUCUCAACAAAAAAAAAAAAAUGAAAACACAAGCCUCAUUGUAACGAAGGCAGAUCUGUUUAGUUUUUAUCUUUUCUUCCUCCCCCUUUAUUUUUUAAGAAAACUUGUAAAUUUUAUAUUUAAUUUUAAUCCCACCCCUGCCUACCCCUACCAGUUUCAUGUUAUUUUAUCUAGGGCCUCGAUUCUAUUUCAAAUUCACCCCUCCCCGAUUUGUAAUUAUGUUUGCAAAAUACAGAAUCAUCAUGAUAAUAUUUAGUUUUUAUUUAAGGUCUUAAUAUAUUAUGGAAACAAAACUUAUGUAAAUAUAUUCGAGUGUGUAUUCUAAAUUAAAAACAUUC
Molecule: messenger RNA, 6834 nt
Organism: Fopius arisanus
Lineage: Eukaryota; Metazoa; Arthropoda; Insecta; Hymenoptera; Braconidae
Gene: wts
Product: serine/threonine-protein kinase warts
Exons: 5
Coding region: 746-4153 (1135 amino acids)
Biological process (GO): positive regulation of apoptotic process; G1/S transition of mitotic cell cycle; peptidyl-serine phosphorylation
Molecular function (GO): protein serine/threonine kinase activity; protein binding; ATP binding
Source: RefSeq, a predicted model, not a curated record